CAUGUGGGGUAUGUCUAUCCAAAAAAAUUCAGCUCAAAACUCGACGUAUAUUUGGAGAUUAAAAAGAAACAAAUUAGAAUGUGAAAAGUGGCAGCUUUGGGUGAAUAGUACUUUGCCACUAUUCACCUCUAAUUUUGUUUUUUUGUUUCUAUUAAUGUAGUUCAAAUUAGGUGCUGUAAUUUCUUGGGAGUUGAACAUUAACCAUUGAUGUGUGUCUAUAUUUUUUUAAGAAUGUUUGAACAUGUAGAUUUUUUUUUCAAAAAAAAAUAACUCAUUGAUCUCACCUAAUAUGAGCCACACAAGUCUCCCCCUACUUUUAUGUACGCCUUCAAAAGACUGACAUGACUUGAGAUUGAUAAAGUCACCACAGAUGUUCGCUAUCAUGGACACAUCACUUACCAUUGAAAAAAUAAAUCCAUAAAAUCCUGAAAUUGAAGAAGAAAAUGCAAACACCCAUGUCAAGGCUAAGGCUUGAACCCGGUGGUAAUUGCUAAAGGCUUGAAUCCAUAAAUCGAUCAAUGCAAGUGUAUUUUAUUUUAUUUUGUGUAAAAGGUACUCUUUCACGCUAGAAAAAGUACUCCAAAACCAAAGAAAAUAUGCAUUCGAGUGAGAGUUGGUUGGCGAAAAGAAACUUAAAUAUCUCAGACACAUUUCUAAAAAUCAGGAUCAACAUCCACCUAUCCUCUUGUCCAAAUCACUCCAUAUGCAUCUUAUAAACUAAUUUGAAAUAUGCCAAACGGGCAGUGGCCUAUUUGGAAUUAACUCUUUUUUACAAUGGCAAUUUUCUUGAGUCACUUUUUGCAGUGGCAUUUUUCAAUGCACGAAGUUGGCAGUGACAUGUACCAAAUUAACCCUAUAAAUAUUUUUGCAAUUUUUUUAACCCUACAAGUAAUAAAAGAAAAGGAAGUAGCAAUUCCACACAACACGUCAAGUCAAAACCCAAUUUCACACGGCAGGCAAAGACUCACACUACCUUGACAUAGUCAGACACCUUCUAACUUUUCCAAAUUGAGCAACACCUCCAUGACUUGACGCCCAACUAGCUAGUAUCACCCAUUGCUAUUUUUAUCCCUCUUUCAUUGCAGCACUUGAGCUCAGAGUCAAGAGUCGAGGAGGUUUACAAUCAAUGGAUAUCCUCAUCUCAGCAAUCGCAGGUGACCUUGUCGGCAGGUCGAUGUCGUUUUUGAUCAGCAAAUACUUCCAGCAGCAACCUGACGUCAGCAAGAUUGCCCAGAGGCUACAGAGUGUUGUAUUGAGAAUCGACACCGUCGUCGAGGAGGCCCAGGGGAGGGACAUCACUAAUCAGGGUAUGCUCUGUCAGCUCAAGAUGUUGAGGGAAGAAAUGUACAGAGGACACUAUGUUCUUGAUGCCUUGAGAUUCCGACCCGCCCUCGACGAGGAAGGAGAGGAGGGGAUGAGCCACUCAUUGGCUGUGCCGCGUAAAUCCAGUCCAGCCAAACGGCUCCGUUUCUCUCGCACCAGCAGCAGCAGCAGAGAAGCACUGUUAAUUGACACAAAUAGGAACAUACGACAAGAGCUGCAACAGAUGGUUGAUACCCUUGAAGACACCAUGGAUGGUAUGAAGGAGUUUCUUUUCUUCUUGGAGUUAUAUCCUCGGAUGCUGCGCGAACCUUACGGCACAUAUUUGUUCUUGGACAAUUGCAUAUUUGGUCGCCAAACGGAACGGCGGCGGAUUCUGAAUUUCUUGAUGUGUCCUAGUGCUACUCCAGAUUUGGCUAUACUUCCGAUCGUUGGCCCAAUAAGAGUAGGGAAGAGCACUCUUGUUGAGAAUAUCUGUAGAGAUGAUAGUGUGCGCGAUCGCUUCUCAAUGAUCCUCUUCUUUCCGGAAGGCAGUCUCAAGGAUGAAAGAGUGGUCAACCUGAGAGAAAACAAUAUUAAAUUCAGACAUCAGAAUUUUGCUUCUCAAAACAGGUUGCUGAUUAUUAUCGAAACAGCCAACGAUAUUAACGAGGAAACAUGGAGAAGGCUGAAAUCUUCUGCAACAUGCAUGACACCUUGCGGUGAGAGCAAAAUCAUAAUCACCAGUUGGUCAGAUAGAAUUGUGAAUCUGGGAACAACGGAAGCACUUCGACUGGACUAUCUCCCACAAGAAGCUUACUGGCAUUUUUUCAAGUCACUCGUAUUCAGAAGCACAAACUCUGAUGAGCAGCCAAAACUGGCAACAAUGGCCAUGGAGAUCGCUUUGGAACUGCGACAGUGUUUCACAAGCGCGCGUAUCGCUGCUGGGAUAUUGCGAGAUAACUUUAAUGCUCGAUUCUGGCGCACGGUUCUUGAUUGUGUGAGAGAAAGUAAACAGACAAAUCUCCUUAUGUUUGACCAGCACCCAUACCUUCGUUUGCGGGAAGAUGCACCGAUGUAUUGUUGGAGAUUGGUGAAGGGACACAGAUAUUUCUUCAUUUGCAACCAUCAUCAGUCAGAAUCCAGUGAGAAUGUCCCCAAGAUCAAUCUGCAGGACAUCAUGUUAGGAUGUGGUGGUAAACUACCCUGUGGAGAAUUUGAGGCUCUUGCAUGGAGGUCUCGCAUACCGCCCUACUACAACUACACGGUAAGCUGUAAGAUGCAAGCACCACAACUUACCGUGGGAAGGAAGAAGCGUGUGCAUCAAGAGGAAGAACAUUUUGUUUGAGUAGCACACUGUCUGUGACUCAUAUCAUGUAUGUUACGAUGUUGUCCUGCGAAUUAGGAAAUAUUAUUCCUCUGCCUUAAUUAAGGAGUUUUGUCA
Messenger RNA from Hordeum vulgare subsp. vulgare (domesticated barley), 2743 nucleotides. Its product is annotated as disease resistance protein RGA2-like. Gene Ontology annotation, molecular function: ADP binding. The transcript has a single exon. NCBI's taxonomy places the organism in Eukaryota, Viridiplantae, Streptophyta, Magnoliopsida, Poales, Poaceae. The coding region runs from base 1127 to 2647 and encodes 506 amino acids. The record is from RefSeq and is a predicted model, not a curated record.